Molecule: messenger RNA, 3383 nt
Organism: Ectocarpus sp. CCAP 1310/34
Lineage: Eukaryota; Phaeophyceae; Ectocarpales; Ectocarpaceae
Source: the annotation of a GenBank genome assembly
AUGAGAGUCGACAUCGAACGGUUGGUUCACGUGUGGGGGCCCGUGAUCACAGACCGAAACUACCGAAGGCACGUGGGUAAACACCGCAAGACGUGGAACUGCGACGCCUACGAGGACGAGGCGGAGGAGCGAGAGCGCCAGGAGAGCCGCACCGUCACGCUCAACGGCCUCGGCAAGAGCAAGAAGACCAAGAGCACGAACGCCAGCAGCGACGGAGUAGAUGACAGCAGCAGCGGCGGCGGUGACGAUGAUGGUGGCCACGACCACAAGGGGGCGGGGGCCGCUGGCGGCGGUGGCGGCGGCGGCGGCAGGGAACGGCCGUCUAUGUCGCGCAUCGGCCCGGCCCACAACUACACGGCGCCGUUCAUGAACGUGGUUCAGCCCCUCGAAGCCCUCGCUGCGGCGGCGGAGCACGCCUCCGCCGCUAGGGCCCCGGGGGGCCGCGGGAUGAUGAAUAGGGGCAGGGGCAGGGAUGAGGGCCAGGCGCUUCCCCCCGUCCCUGUGAUGCUGGGGGUUAACUCGCACGAGGGGCUCAUGUUCGUACACGGAGCGUUUCCGGUGACGAUGCCCAAGCUGGUGUACUACUCGUUCGUGACGGCACUGUUCCGGACGAGCGUGAUCGGGGUCCUCCGCGCCUACGGCCACCUGGCCGACCAGUGCGAGGAGUCCGGGGACUACCGCGAAGUCAUGUCUCAGAUCAUGCACGACUACCUCUUCCGCUGCCCAAACCUACGGGCGGCCCAGCUGCUCCAGGAACAAAACGGACGGGAUGCUCCCGUGUUUGUGUACGAGUUCAGCCACCCCACUGAAGUCCCAGGUUUCCCGGAGUGCUCCGGAAGCUCGUGCCACACGGCAGAGCUGCCGUACGUCUUCAACAACGUAGAGGUCAUCAAAGAGAGCUACAGCUACCACGAGACAAGCGGACCGGCGAUACCUACCGCCGAGGGUCUCGACGCCAACGCUGGCGUCGAGAACAACGAAGGCCACGACGGCGACGGCACCGGCGGCGGCGGCCCCCUCUCCGCGGUCAGCAACGCGCUCGGGGGGGUGGCGGGUAGCGUCGGGGGUGCCGCAGGGGGAGUGGUCGGCACCGUCGGGGGGGUGGCGGGCAGCGUCGGGGGGGGAGUGGUCGGCACCGUCGGGGGGGUGGCGGGCAGCGUCGGGGGUGCCGUGGGGGGCGCCGCGGGGGGGGUGGUCGGCGUCGUCCGCAGCGGGUUCGGGAUCCGGCGGCUGCUCGGCGGCGGCGGCGGCGGCAGGAAGACGUCGUCCUCUCCGGGCGAGGAGGUGGCCGGCGCGAUCGGUGGCGGGGGCGCCGGACUGGCGGGGAGGGUGGCGGCCGACCUGACGGAGAUGGCAGCGGACUCUCUCGCCGUUUCGGUGUCGGAAGGGGAUGAAGAAGAAGAAGGAGAAGGAGGAGGUGAUGAUCAUCACGAAGGAACCAGAGGGGAACAGGAGCCGGCGGCGGCGGCGGCGGUAGUUGUUGAGCCGCAUUUUUCGUCGGGAAGGGGAUCAAGAGCGACGGCGGCUGCGGAAGCGGAGGAUAGCGAAGCACACACGGGGGAGGGAUCAUCAGGGCGUGCAAAUUCCGAGGAAACUCCAGAAGUGGGCAGCAGAAGAGGGGGAGGCGACGACGCUGACGCGGCAGGGCACUCCGAAACGAUGGCGGAAGCCGACGACGGACCGGGAGCCGUUAGACGACGAGACGUCGACAGCGACAAGCCUAGCAGUAGCAGCAGCGGCGGCAGAACCAGCAGCGCUAGUGUCCCCGGGGCGGGUGAGCAGGGGCUCGGAGGGAGCAGCUGCGCCGCGAUGGCGGGGGGCGGCGGCGCGGACGGCAGCGACAACGGUGAAGAGGCGCGUUCGGGGGAAGGAGAGGGGGGUGAUUCGGCGGCGUCCCCGAAGGAACCGAGGCGGCCGAGCGUCCACGAGGCUGCCGAGGCGGACAUGCUUGUUGCGGAGGCGAUGGUGACCUAUUGGGCGAGCUUUGGCAAGGCGGGAGACCCAAACAGCGCGAACGCGCCCGUCGUGUGGCCGGCGUGGGAGGGACGCCGACUGACCGCACAGGGGAACACCGCGGGAGCGGCGGCGAUGGCCGCCUUGCUCGCCUCGGGCCACGGGGGCGUGGGGAAGGGCUCCUUCUCCGACGUGUUCGCGGACGCGUGGUCGCAGGCGAGCCCCACGGCUGCAUCUGCGGCGGGGGCGGGGGGGUCGUGGCAGGGUGGGUCUUACUUCUUGGAGAUUAAGGCUCGCCCGGAGACGCGAGAGGCCCAGAGGGAUUGCAUGUGCGAGUUCUGGGAUCGGCUCAAGUAUCGUCAUUGAUGGUGUCGUGAUGGGGGGUUAUUGGAUGCGUGUUAUGUCGUCGAGUGUUGUCACGUUUGUUUCAUUUUUUCUGAGUCAGUUUUUUAUGUUUUUGUCGUCUUUUUGACGCGCUUUCUCGUGUCAGCUUUUGGAGCGUGCGUGGCUUCAGUCGGAUGGGUGGAGACAUUCGUUUCGCGACUUGAGUAGCAUGAAGAUCAAUGUUGCGGCGGAUUGGUGUGGUUCUGAUGUGUGGCGCCCGGGCGUUUUCGGCCGCCGACUCUCAUUCUUCGGGUGCAUGAGUUUUUGUACAUAGCGCUGUCCCCCUUUCCUGUAGAGAUUUUAUUAGCAAUGAAAAACGUUUCUUUUUCUCGUUCGUGUGCGUAGCCGGAGGUACGUUGAUGUGUAUCAGGGUCACCCCCGUUUGCUGUCACACUCCGUGCUGUGCCCACUCGUGUGUUAUCUUAUGGUGUCGUGAAACUUUUUUUUUUGCACACGGCGUUGGAAGAAUUCGGCGUCGGACGUCCCUCCACCUCUCCCGGUGAUGAGCGGUGGAUCCAACACUAAGGUCGACGUCGGCGACGACACAUGAAACUGCGUCAAACCAUGGGGCAAAGCCCGAAAUUGAUUCCACAAUCCUGCAGACCACGACACAGUCGCCAACUUAGAGGUUGAUGACGGCGGUAGGUUGGGCAGAGUUUUCGCGUACUCGUCGCAGAUGUUCGGAGAGACCGAGGUCUGUUCUCAGUUGAGAGGAUGUAUGUGCGUUUUCUCCUGCCUAUGGGUAGGAGAGGAAGGCAAUAGGAUGCGAAUGAAUACCUCUCGACGCCCAGGCCCACGUCGUCUUCUUCCGAAAGUUUAGUUACAUUGGAACCCAAGCCAAGCGUCGAGAGUUCGGAGUAAGAGAAAGAAUGUAGGUAAAUCUCGAUUUUAGGGAAGGAAAACGGCAGUAGCAGCAGGGGUGAAAUUCGUACUGCUGUUGUGAGAUCCUCCAAAGUGCCGGUAUGUGCCCGGCAGAUUCACCGAUGGCACGAUACCGGGAACCCGGCACUAUUAAUAUCUACUAACUCUCCCUUCUUCCCCUCGCU